CAUAAGAAAAAAAUUCUAAAUGAAGAAAAAAAAAAUACCAAUAGCAUGGCAUAGCACCCAAAACAAAUUAUAAAUACAGCUUUGAAAACCUCCAAAAGUACACAUAUCGAAAAACGAAAAACAAAAGGAGAGAAAUUAGUCCUAAAUAAAAAAUGGCAUUCUCCUCCACAAUCGCGGCGGUCCUCACGGUCUUGGUCUUGGCGGCAGCCGCCGGACCUGCGGCGGGGCAGAUGCAAUGCGCCUCCGACCUGGUCCCCUGCGCGGACGCCUUAAACUCCACGCAUCCGUCGAGUGCCUGCUGCUCCGCCAUACGGCAGGUCGUGACAACCCAGCUGACGUGCCUCUGCUCCCUGUACAAAAAUCAGGCGGCCCUUACCGGGAUCAACAUGACACAAGCGCUUCAGAUCCCUCGGUACUGCAACAUCUCCAAUGACGUCAGCGUCUGCAAUGCUGUGGCUCCAACAGGUUCCUCUCACCACCCACCUCCAGUGCCUGAGAGGGGCAAUGGAGCCAGCACAAGAGACAAUGGAGCAAGCACAUCAUCUUGGGCAUUGGACAUGGCACUUCUUGGAACUCCUUGCCAGUAUACUACAACACGCUAUGGUAUCUGCGAAGAAAGCACCUUUUCGACGUAA
Molecule: messenger RNA, 635 nt
Organism: Striga asiatica
Lineage: Eukaryota; Viridiplantae; Streptophyta; Magnoliopsida; Lamiales; Orobanchaceae
Source: the annotation of a GenBank genome assembly